CUCGUGUUCAAAGUUUACGUGGCCCAACAAACGUGGCUGAACAACUGCAAGGAUUUUAAACGAAAUAUUGCGAUUGAUUUACUCACUAUGCCGCCUUAGUCCUUCGAAUAUCAUAGAAAUAUGUUGCCAAUAACAGAUUACCAAAAGAUUGGUAUUGGUGUCACAGGAUUUGGGGUGUUUUUUCUGUUCUUUGGUAUCAUCUUCUUCUUUGACAAGGGAUUACUUGCUAUAGGAAAUAUUCUUUUUAUAUCUGGUUUAACAUUAGUUAUUGGUCUUGAAAGAACAUUUAGAUUUUUCUUUCAAAAACACAAACUAAAGGGAAGUGCAUUCUUCAUUGGUGGAAUAUUUGUUGUUUUAAUUGGCUGGCCAAUGAUUGGUAUGCUGCUGGAAACAUAUGGUUUUAUUUUACUUUUUGGAGGGUUCCUACCGGUUGUAAUCAAUUUCCUUAGACGAGUUCCAGUUAUUGGAAAUAUACUUAAUCUUCCUGGAAUAAGCUCUGUUGUGAACAGAAUUGCUGGGGAUCCUUCCAAUUCUAUGGUCUAAUACGGAGUCGACUUUCUAAUAUCCAAUACGAUGUCAUGUUUUUGAACAGCUUGAUGUUUCUCUGGUGGAUGCGGUGUUCAGUUUUUGUGAAUACGAUAGACUAUUUCUAAAUUGCGCCAAAUUACAAUUCACGUUAAAAAUUAAGUCGAAUUUCAGAUAAUGCAAAAAGAAAAAAGACUUCUAAAUCCUGUUAUGUACUCGGUAGACUUGAUGUACUGCGAGGAUUCAAAAUACAUGUAAAGUGUGCAGUUUUUCGUUGGAAAUAAAUAUGUGCGCUAAAACGAUUGGGCUAUACGUGAAAUGUAUGAUAAAUCUUACUACAAAUUGAUCAAAGUUUUU
Molecule: messenger RNA, 882 nt
Organism: Dendronephthya gigantea
Lineage: Eukaryota; Metazoa; Cnidaria; Anthozoa; Malacalcyonacea; Nephtheidae
Product: vesicle transport protein GOT1B-like
Exons: 5
Coding region: 121-543 (140 amino acids)
Biological process (GO): retrograde transport, endosome to Golgi; endoplasmic reticulum to Golgi vesicle-mediated transport
Cellular component (GO): membrane; endoplasmic reticulum
Source: RefSeq, a predicted model, not a curated record